This is a messenger RNA of Panicum hallii, 1242 nucleotides long. RefSeq names its product 28 kDa ribonucleoprotein, chloroplastic-like. NCBI's taxonomy places the organism in Eukaryota, Viridiplantae, Streptophyta, Magnoliopsida, Poales, Poaceae. Bases 89 to 982 code for a protein of 297 amino acids. The record is from RefSeq and is a predicted model, not a curated record. The transcript is spliced from 4 exons. Gene Ontology annotation, cellular component: cytosol. Gene Ontology annotation, molecular function: mRNA binding.
AUCAUCACCAAAAACCUCAGGCUCCAAUCCCUCCUCCCUCCCUUAUCUCCCCUCUCCCUUUCCUUUCCCUUCCGCUCCUCCCCUCGCCAUGGCCACCACCAUGUCCCUCCGCUCCCUCGCCAUGGCCAUGGCCGACGCCGCGCUCCAGCCGGCGCACAAGCUCCUCCCCACCGUCUCCCUCCCGCUCCUCUCCUCCUCCACCCGCGCCGCGCCGCUCCUCCUCCGCGCCAACCGCCGCCUGCCGCUCGCGCCGCUCGUCGCCUCCUCCGACGCUGUCGAGGCGGGCGUCGAGUGGGCCGACAACGAGGAGGAGGAGGUGGUGGGCGAUGCCUUCGACGAGGAGGUUGGGGAGGCCGAGGAGGAAGUGGUGGCCUCUGGCGACGAGGAGGAGGAGGGUGGGGACGGCGACGGGGAGUACGCCGCGGUCGAGCCGCCCGAGGAGGCCAAGGUUUACGUCGGGAACCUCCCCUACGAUGUAGACAGCGAGGGCCUCGCGCAGCUCUUCGACCAGGCCGGCGUCGUCGAGGUCGCCGAGGUCAUCUACAACAGAGAGUCUGGCCAGAGCCGUGGGUUUGGCUUUGUUACCAUGAGCACCAUUGAAGAAGCUGACAAGGCCAUUGAAAUGUUCAACCGUUAUGACAUUAGCGGGAGGCUUCUGAAUGUAAACAGGGCAUCUCCUAGGGGCGCUCGCAUGGAGAGACCUCCUAGACAAUUUGCAUCUGCUUUCAGAGCUUAUGUUGGCAACCUGCCAUGGCAAGUCGAUGACUCUAGGCUGGUGCAGUUGUUCAGUGAGCAUGGAGAAGUUGUUAAUGCUACAGUUGUCUAUGAUAGAGAAACUGGGCGCUCACGAGGAUUUGGUUUUGUAACAAUGGCAUCAAAGGAUGAACUUGACGAUGCCAUUUCCGCCCUCGACGGGCAGGAAUUGGAUGGCCGCCCACUUCGGGUGAAUGUUGCAGCGGAGCGACCCCAGAGGGGUUUUUGAUGCAGCGAUAUGAGAGAGAUGGCUGCUUGUUUGUAAUGAGCAUGGAGAUACAACAGAGGAGCAAUGGGACACUUUUGCGGGAGCUGGUGCCAAGUUGCUAGAUAUCCUCCCUUAGCUUCCUGAUGUUUGGUUCUUGCCACACGGCUUUUGAUGCUAUGCUCUUUGGCGCUGAUGUUAAUGUCUUAAAAUUUGUUGACACCAUGAGCUAUAUUGUUCAAGUAGGCUACUAUCUUGAUGUGGUGAUGCCCUAAAAGAUCUCA